UAUUUUAUUGCAGAGAAAGAAAAGCCAUGCGGACAGUUAUGGGAGAAACCAGAGGCAGAAUUAAAGGGGGAGCUCUUCUCUUCUCUUCCCCUCCCUGGUUGGUUUUAGAAGCAAAACUAGCAAUCACCGCCAUUAGUCCCGGACCUCGGAAGGAUCACCUAGCUGCUACUUAAAAAACACAAAAUUAUCCAUUCCUCUUCUUUCAAUUUCCAAGUUAACUCUCUUUUUCAAAAUUUCUCCCUUUUGCGUGCUCUUUUUUAAUCACCAGGAUUAAUUCCUGUUAACUCCAUUCUUGCAAUUUCCUUUUUUCUUUGGUUUGGAUCUCCGGAUUGUUUUACAAAUUAGGGUUUUCUUGAUUGCCUUUGGUUUUGAUUUGGGGGUACUAAUCCUGAUCUUGGUUUUCGUGUGAGCUCUGGAUCUUGGGCUCCCUUUGAUGAAUGAAUCAGUCUUCGAAUCUGAUAUUGAUGAAUCUGGAAUUGGUUGAGCAAAUAUGAUAUUUAUUUUAUGCUCUUUCUCUCCAAUUUUGGGUGUAAAUAUUAUGUUGUUACUAGUUAGUUCUAUCCCCACAGUUAUAUAGUUUUUGUACAAUACUUGGGGCAUAUAUAUAUAUAGAUUUACAUAAUUUAGAAAUCCACCUUUUUGAUUGUGGGUUUUAGUUAUUUGGAUUGAUCUUAAUUAAUCAUCUGAUAUGAAUAGAAUUGGAUUGAAUUGAAUUGGGAUAGUAGUUCUUGAUUUUGGAUCAUAGCUUUAGCUUAACUCAGCUUAGUUCAUCUGCUGGUCUAUGGGAAGAAUAUCAUCUGAUAGUUCAUUGCUGGAUUUUCUAGACAAGUUUAUAUCCUGGAUGUCUUUUGGAUACAAUAGUGACAUGAGUUCGGAUUCCGGUGGAUUUGAUAUGCUCGACAACAGCCUCGAUUUCGCAAUAUGCUGCUGCAAUUGUGCGGCGAAUGUGUCGAAAUCUUGCCUCAUGUACCACUGCCAGAAAUGUGGGAGGUUUCUAUGUGGUAAAUGUGUGCAAGAUCACCCCUCUUUCGACGUUGUAAUAAAGGAGGAGUCUCGAGAUUGCGUGUUUAGUAUCAGAUCAUGUAGAUUUUGCAUCAAGCUCGGCUCGGUUAGUCGAAGCCGUAGCAAAGUUUGCCCUGUCGAAUCUCCAAGACAGAGCUUCGAACCUCUGUCCCCGAGUUUUACUGGUGGGAGAUUCAAUGAUCAUCCGUCUCCACGAAAUGUUCGUCGCUCGCCUAGCAGCAGGUGCGACGAAGAUGAGGGAGAGGAUCGCGCCGCAACCCCAUCGAGCGAAUACUUUCAUGACACUUCCGAUGUAGAUUGUGUCCGUGGUAGCGCUAGAAAUGAAUUUUUUAGUCCUACGCCCGAUUCGAUGGCUGUUUUAGAAAAGCCUGAAAGUCGUAACGAAACUGGAAGUCUCAUUUGGUUGCCUCCACAGCCUCACAAUCUUGAUGAUGAUACAGAGUACAAUUUCUUUUCUUACAAUGACGACGAGGAUGAUGAUGAAUUCGUAACUUCGAACGCUUCCGUGCACGGGCACUUUAAAGAGCUCGUGUCGCAGCUUUUGCACGCGCAGGGCGUAAAUGUAAUUUCCGGCGAAGAGGACUGGCUGAGCAUAAUAACUUCAAUCGCGUGGCGAGCGGCGAGCUUUGUAAAGCCGGAUACUAGUGGAGGAGGUAGCAUGGAUCCUUGCGACUACGUAAAGGUCAAAUGUGUCGCGUCGGGAAGUCGUAGCGAAAGCAAGCUUGUGAAAGGAAUCGUUUGCACGAAGAACAUUAAGCACAAGCGAAUGACGUCGCAGUAUAAAAACACGAGGCUUAUGCUCUUAGGGGGAGCUUUAGAAUGUCAGCGCGACCCGAAUCAGCUGGCGUCGUUCGAGAAAUUGCUGCAACAGGAAAACGAUAGCCUGAGGGAGAUCGUAUCGAAGAUAGAAUCCCACCGUCCGAAUGUUCUGCUCGUCGAAAAAAGCGCGUCUUCGUUUGCGCAAGACCUGUUGUUGGCGAAAGACAUCUCGUUAGUCCUAAACGUUAAGAAGCCGCUAUUGGAGAGAAUCGCUAGGUGCAGCGGCGCCGUUAUUACGCCAUCGACCGAGCAUUUGUCGGGGGCGAGAUUGGGGCACUGUGAACUUUUCCAUUUGGAGAAGGUUCUGGAAGACCAUGAGCCCAUCAAUCAGUUCAACCGAAGGCCGUCGAAAACGUUGAUGUUCUUCGAAGGUUGUCCGAGGCGGCUAGGUUGCACGGUUAUAAUAAGGGGUUCGACUCACGACGAACUUAAGAAGGUGAAAAACGUGGUUCAGUAUGCCGUCUUUGCAGCUUAUCACUUGUCGUUGGAGUCGUCAUUCAUCGCCGACGAAGGCGCGAGGCUUCCGAAAAUUGGUUCGGAAGCUUCCAGGUUAGGUGAAGUUGCCGUCCCUCUUGUUAACGCGGGAUCGGCCGAUCUCAAUUUGGAGCUCGGAUUGCAGGAAUCCCUGCACGAGCUUGGGAAAGUGAGUUACGAAGAUGUUUCGACUACGCCCAAUGAAUUUCGGUACCGACAAGCCCUGUCCGAUGCAUGUAAGGAGAAUUUAGCGCUGAACUCGUCGCGCGACGAUGUCCAAAAUCGUACAGUAAUAGUCGACGAAGAUGUCGACAAAGCCUCGUCGAAUAGCCAGAGCAUAUUAGUGUCUUUCUCCAGCCAUUCCAUCGUCAACGAAACCAUAUGCGAACGCUCGCGUCUCCUUCGUAUAAAGUUCUACGGCUUGUCUGAUAAACCGCUUGGGAGAUACCUCAGGGAUGAUCUUUUUGCGAAGACAUCUCGAUGUCGAUCGUGCAAGGAAUCAGCUGAAGCCCACGCGAUAUGCUAUACUCAUCAGCACGGGAAUCUGAUGAUCAACGUACGACAACUAUCGUCAGCACACCUUCCCGGAGAAGACGACGGCAAAAUAUGGAUGUGGCACAGAUGCCUCAGAUGUAGUCAUAAAAAAGGAGUUCCGCCAGCGUCAAAACGAGUAGUUAUGUCGGACGCUGCGUGGGGUCUUUCGUUCGGGAAGUUUCUCGAGCUUAGUUUUUCGAAACAUGCGUCGGGAAACCGUGUCGCGACUUGUGGCCAUUCUCUGCAAAGAGAUUGCCUUAGGUUUUACGGGUUCGGGAGUACGGUCGCUUGCUUCCGGUACUCUCCGAUUAACAUCCUCUCGGUUCGUCUGCCCCCUUCAUUGCUCGAAUUCGGCAGUCCCGCAGCGCAGAGAUGGAUUAGAAAAGAAGCCGAUGAGCUCUUUAGCAAAGCGGAAGCCCUUUACGCCGAAAUCUCGGCUGCUCUUCAGGACAUCAGUGACCGAAGCUUAUUAUCUUCGACGUCCGAGUUCUAUGAUGUGAGCAUGCUGCAUAGCCAUAUUCUCGAACUACACAACACCCUUGCGAACGAAAGAAAUUCUUACAAUGAUUUGCUCCGAGUGGCUGAUGACGGGAUUUGGGAUCGAGACAUGGAUAUUCUCGAAAUUAAUCACUUGAGACAUUCGCUUCUAAUCGUUUCGCACGAUUGGGAUAGGCAGCUAUAUUUACUAGAUUCCCUUCUUCGACGAGUUUCGAGUCCGAAGUCCCCGAAAUCGGGUGAAUCUCCCGGCGAGGAAACGAAACCCGAGCAUAGUGAAGAAUCGGAUUUAAUUACAUCUUUGGAACGCGUUCGAUCAGCUGCGUCGACCCUGUCUGAUCAGAUAGAUUCUGCGUGGUCCGGUGCUGACCAGGCGCAAUCGAAUACCGAUUUGUCUGAAUCCGUCUCGGUCGGGAAAAUCUGUCGGAAAGACGGGCCGGCUUUCAGACGAAUUUUGGUGCCAACUCGAGUUUACUCUUUCGAUUCUGCUCAGAGGCUCAAAGAAAGAAGUAGAAAAAUACCGCCGUCCGGUUUCCGUCUCUCGACGCUUCGAUCGUUCCAUGCUUCGGGAGACUACAAGUACAUGCUGAGAGAUCCCGUCUCCGACGUGCAACAAAAUUACGCUCCGGCGCCGUCGUUUGUACCGCGGGCAUCUUUUUUACCCGAAGGAGCCCGAUUGAUGGCUGCACGAAACGGGAGUGUCAUAAUGGUGUACGACGACGAGCCCACGAGCGUAAUAUCGUAUGCGCUUUGUUCCGGCGAAUACGCCGAAUGGAUUUCCGAUAAGGCGAACAAUUCGACGCGGAAGCUGUCCGGGUCUCUUGAUUCGGCGGAAGACGCUUCCGAGACGCCUCAUUUUCGGAUAUUGUUCGAGGACGACUCUGGUUCAAAGGCGAAGUUCGCCGUGACGUGUUAUUUCGCGAAGCAGUUCAAUGGUCUGAGGAAUCGUUGCUGUCCGAGCGACGUCGAUUUCGUACGCUCGAUGAGCCGCUGCCGGCGAUGGAGCGCACAAGGCGGGAAGAGCAAUGUCUACUUUGCGAAGUCGUUCGACGAGCGGUUCAUAAUUAAGCAGGUGACAAAAACGGAGUUGGAUUCGUUCGACGAAUUCGCUCACCAGUAUUUCAGGUACUUUGCGGACGCUCUUACUUCCGGGAGCCCGACUUGUCUCGCCAAGAUUCUCGGAAUUUACCAGGUUGCGGUGAAAAACCCGAAAACCGGGAAGGAAACGAGGAUGGAUGUGAUGGUAAUGGAGAACCUAUUCUACGACCGAAACAUUUCGAAAGUGUACGAUCUAAAAGGGUCGGAGCGGUCGAGGUACAAUUCGGACACAACGGGUGCGAACAAAGUGCUUCUAGACAUGAACCUUCUAGAAGCACUGCGGACGGAUCCGAUAUUUCUCGGGAGCAAGGCGAAGAGGAGGCUCGAGAGGGCGAUAUGGAAUGAUACGUGGUUCUUAGCCUCGAUCGACGUGAUGGAUUAUUCGCUGCUGGUGGGAAUUGUCGACGGGGAGGAGAAGGAGGUGGUGGUGGGGAUUAUAGAUUAUAUGAGACAGUAUACUUGGGACAAGCAUUUGGAGACAUGGGUGAAGGCUUCGGGGAUACUAGGAGGGGCGAAAAAUGGUUUGCUGCCCACCAUUGUCUCCCCCAAGCAGUAUAAGAAGAGGUUCAGGAAGGCCAUGACUACAUACUUUCUUACAGUGCCUGAUCAAUGGUCCUCUUGAAGAAGAUGACAAGAUAGAUGGAUUCAUUUUGGAUUUGUUAGUUGUGAUUUUGUUUAAAUUAAUAUGGGAUCGAUCUUACUGAAUUGUUUUGAAUUUGGUAUUACAUUUGAUGGGAUAUUUUGUGAGAGGAAAAGAUGUAUUUUUUUUUUUUUUUUGGGUAACUCA
Andrographis paniculata is the source of this 5230-nucleotide messenger RNA. Its product is annotated as putative 1-phosphatidylinositol-3-phosphate 5-kinase FAB1C. Bases 782 to 5065 code for a protein of 1427 amino acids. Gene Ontology annotation, cellular component: endosome membrane. The record is from RefSeq and is a predicted model, not a curated record. Lineage: Eukaryota; Viridiplantae; Streptophyta; Magnoliopsida; Lamiales; Acanthaceae. The transcript is spliced from 10 exons. Gene Ontology annotation, biological process: phosphatidylinositol phosphate biosynthetic process. Gene Ontology annotation, molecular function: 1-phosphatidylinositol-3-phosphate 5-kinase activity; ATP binding.